AUUUGCUUGGAGCCAGCUUGAAUUUUACAAUACUGUUAAAACUGAGGCUAACAUGAUAAAAAAUUUCAUAAUGAACCAUAGCAUGCGUCUUUCAAUGUUCAAUGAGUUUAGCCAUUUGAAGUUAUUGUCUAUUGCUGAAACAAGAUUUGCCUCGGUAGUGUGUAUGUUGAGACGCUUUGUUGAGGUAAAAAUGGCACUCCAGCAAAUGGUGAUAAGUGACAAAUGGACUGUCUACAGAGAGGAUGCUCCAACUGCCCAAAAUGCCCAAACUGUCAAGGAAAAGAUACUGAGUGAUGUGUGGUGGAGCAAUGUUGAGCAUAUUCUUAAGGUUACUUCUCCUAUAUAUGAUAUGAUACGUGUGGCGGACACGGACACGCCAUGUCUUCACUUAAUUUAUGAAAUGUGGGAUUCUAUGAUUGAGAAAGUGAAGAAAGAGAUAUAUCUCUGGGAAGGGAAGGAACAUGAUGAGGUGUCUGACUAUUACUCAGUUGUUCAUGACAUAUUGAUUGCUAGGUGGACAAAAGGGAAUAAUCCAUUGCAUUGUUUGGCUCACUCACUCAAUCCAAGAUACUACAGUAGGCAAUGGAUUCAGGAAAUUGAUGGCCGUGUACCACCCCACAAGGACAAAGAGGUAUCCCAAAUGAGGAUGACUUGCUUCAAAAAGUUUUUUCGCAUACCAGAAGAAUUGGCUCAAGUAAAAGAAGAAUAUGCAAGGUUCUCAAGUUGUUCAGAAGAAUUCAAUGAUCCUGAUUCAAUUCAUGAUAGAUGGGCUGUUUCCCCCAUGACUUGGUGGACAAAUCAUGGGCAGUCUGUUCCUCUAUUGAUGAAUUUGGCGAUCAAAUUGAUUAACCAACCAGCAUCAUCUUCUUGCUGUGAACGCAAUUGGAGUACAUAUAGCUUCAUACAUAGUGUCAAAAGAAAUGCCUUAACUCCAGAGAGGGCUGAAGAUUUGGUCUUUGUGCACUCAAAUCUGAGGCAUAUGUCAAGAAAAACAGAUGCAUACAAGACAGGAGAGACAAGAAUGUGGGAUGUGGGAGGAGAUUCUUUUGACACUAUGGCUGGUGUAGGUCUUCUUGAAGUGGCUGAACUCUCCCUUGAUGAGCCUGAAUUGCAAGCUGUGUCCUUUGGUCUUGAGAUUGUCAGCCUGGAAGAGAAUGAAGCACCUGUUGAGGAUGUAGAAGAAUAAACUAUGAAGCAUUGAACUCCAAGCUGUCAAGAAAAAUUAUGAAGUGUCUGUUAUGUAUUUGUAUUGACUGCUAUAAGCUAUUUACCUAUGUUGAACAUCGAACCAUGAAGCACCUGUUAUGUAUUUGUAUUGACUGCUAUCUCUAUGUUGAACAUCGAUUUCUUAUUGUUGUCAACUUUGAUAUGCAUUGUCUUUAUUUAAUUUUAUUAAAAAAAUUGAAACGUAUCCACGUAUCGGAGUUUUUUGGGAGAGUGUCGUAUC
Messenger RNA from Panicum virgatum (switchgrass), 1447 nucleotides. RefSeq lists its product as uncharacterized. Gene Ontology annotation, molecular function: protein dimerization activity. The record is from RefSeq and is a predicted model, not a curated record. NCBI's taxonomy places the organism in Eukaryota, Viridiplantae, Streptophyta, Magnoliopsida, Poales, Poaceae. The coding region runs from base 53 to 1186 and encodes 377 amino acids. The transcript is spliced from 2 exons.